Botrytis sinoallii is the source of this 933-nucleotide messenger RNA. RefSeq lists its product as uncharacterized. The transcript is spliced from 4 exons. NCBI's taxonomy places the organism in Eukaryota, Fungi, Ascomycota, Leotiomycetes, Helotiales, Sclerotiniaceae. The coding region runs from base 1 to 933 and encodes 310 amino acids. The record is from RefSeq and is a predicted model, not a curated record.
AUGGUCAGAGUGGCAGUCGCAGGCGGAACUGGUGGAGUUGGUUACGCUAUCGUUGACGCUCUCAAAGCACAAACAGAACACGAAUUCAUUGUUUUGAGUAGAACAGAAUCACCCGAAUAUGCAGCAAAAAACAACGUAAAGGUUGUUUCGAUUGAUUAUUCCGAUGUCUCACAAAUCUCAAAGAUAUUCGAUGAACAUAAUAUUCAUACGGUUAUUUCGGCUUUGUGUAUUGUUUCAAAAGAGCACAGCGACUCACAGUUGAACCUUGUACGAGGUGCUGCUGGUUCCCAGUCUGUGAAGCGAUUUGUGCCUAGUGAGUAUGGAAGUGCUUAUGAAGAAAAACAUGCGCUCGCUCGCCCAAGCACUGGCCUCAAAGCAGUUGCCGUGAAAGAGCUUGCCAAAACUCACCUCGAAUAUACUUCAUUCGUCAAUGGUCUCUUCUUAGAUUAUUUGUGCAUGCCCGCGGUGCCAAGUCAUCUUGCAGCUGGAAUAAGAUUCUUCGACAUUCCCAGCAGAACCUCGGUAGGUAUUGGAUCAGGGACAGUACCUUUGGUUAUGACCCAUACAAGAGACGUGGGCCGCUUUGUCGUUGCUAGUCUUUCCUUACCGAAGUGGGAGAAUAGAAGUUUUAUUGUUGGGGAUCGACAGUCCUGGCAUGAUGUGAUAGAUAUAGCAGGGAAAAUUACUGGUGAUAAAUGGACAAUCACUGAUGAACCCUCUAAAAUUCUUAGUGGGCAGGUCAUCGAAGCACCGGCUCAUAGGGCUGCAUACUCGGCCUCGCUGAAAGAGCAUGGAGACUGGUUUGAAUCAGGAACAUUUAGUUUCGACCCUAAAGCUCCGGAUUCCGUGUAUCUUAACGAAUUGUUCCCAGAAAUAAUCCCUCUUACGGUAGAAGAUGGCCUCAAGACUUUGAUUAGUGCUUCCUCUAGCUAG